Chelmon rostratus (copperband butterflyfish) is the source of this 3165-nucleotide messenger RNA. RefSeq names its product desumoylating isopeptidase 1a (gene desi1a). The record is from RefSeq and is a predicted model, not a curated record. The transcript has 6 exons. Gene Ontology annotation, biological process: protein modification by small protein removal. The coding region runs from base 61 to 567 and encodes 168 amino acids. Lineage: Eukaryota; Metazoa; Chordata; Actinopteri; Chaetodontiformes; Chaetodontidae. Gene Ontology annotation, molecular function: peptidase activity.
UUGUGUAUCGAGCUUAGCCAGCCGACAGACUAAUAAAAAGGUUAUUUUCGUGUUUUAAUCAUGGAUAAGAAUGCGACGCGGUACAAUGUACAACUAUAUAUUUACGAUCUAUCGCGAGGAAUGGCCCGCAGCCUCAGUCCCAUCAUGUUAGGAAAGCAGCUGGACGGGAUCUGGCACACGGCUAUAGUGGCAUACGGUGAUGAGUUCUUCUUCGGAGGGGAGGGGAUCUCUAGCUGUUCACCGGGUGGGACGAUGCUCGGUCCUCCAGACACAGUGGUCGAGCUGGGCGAGACUGAAGUGUCUGAGGAGAUCUUCAUGGAUUACCUCUCUUCUCUGGGAGAAAGCACCUACAGAGGUGACAGGUAUCGUCUGUUCGAGCACAACUGCAACACCUUCACCAACGAGGUGGCUCAGUUCCUGACGGGCAGGUCCAUCCCCUCCUACAUCACCGACCUUCCUUCUGAGGUCCUCUCCACACCGUUCGGCCAGAUACUGCGGCCCAUCCUGGACUCCAUCCACAUCGCCCCUCCAGGAGGGAACGUCAUCAACGGAGGGAGGAACGUCUAACCUGAGAGGGCAGCGGGGCCACAGAGUGUUCGCAAGGUCACUUCCAUUGUAGUCAGCCAGUGAGAAGUCUCAAACUAAUCGUCUUUUUUUCUGUAAAUAAGCUACACGCUGAAGCCGAUGGGUUUUUGUAAGAUAAGACUGCUGACCAGUUAAUCCUUAAAAUUCAUGAUUUAAAUCUAAUUUCCUCCUUAAAACCUUGUUGGUUCAUGAGUAGUACUUAGAGGGAGCUCACGGCUCGUUAAGUCUGAACGCGUCAAAUUCAAUGUGCUGAUAAGUGGGUUUACCGGCAAAGCCAGGUAUCAAAACAGUUACUUUCCUUCACUUUGAUGAAUGUUGCCUUCUAAGAAAUACAUCUACUAUAAGUCGGAUAUCCAGCCAAACUUACUCAGAAGUGAAAUGUAACAUUUAGAUUUGAGGCACUGCAACUUAAUUGAGCUAAUCUUAAUUUAUGUGUUUUCUCCAUAACAUAGAAAUAUUGCACUUUUAACCACAUUUAUCCAAUAGCUGUUAUUAAACCACAUACAACAUUAAAAUACCUCUUGCACAUUAGUGCAUCCAGCUUAUUAAGUACUUAAACAUUUGUACUCAGGUACAAAAUUCUCCUUUUCUUUAAUUUAAGUUGGAAUUUAACUUUUCCCCCAUUUUGGCUCUAUGGUGUUUAUAUAAUAGAGAUUUCAGUUAUUCAGUUCAGUUAUUUAAGAAGGAAUUUAGCUCUUUAGCUUUUUUUCACCACAUAUCAGGUUUCACACAUGGUUUCUGCAGCGAGAAUCACCUGCUGCUGACUACAAUGAAUUUAAUCUGAGUGCACACUUUUGCAAAGGUCUGUUUAAUAUAUUCAAUCGAGUGGAUGCAGGUUGAUGGAAAAUAAGGACGCUGCAUCUUGAGAGUCUUUUAAUGUCAAUCAUAUUUAAAUUUUGCACUCUUAUCAUUUCUUUUACUUCUCUUUGUUGUUUGGUAGCCUGUCGUUCAUUUCCCAUCAGCGAUCCUUUUUAUGCCUGUAGUAACUGUCUUUACUGUUUUUGUUUGAACUCGUCUGUGGUCGCCUACUUACUGACACCUUACGUUAUCAUUCCACUUGUCACAUGAUUUGUGAUAUGACAUACAGCAGGUGAUUGAUGCCACUCCGAGGUUAUAAGAUUAGAGGGGGAUAUAAAAUUUGUGUUGUCUCCGAUUGGAAUGAGUUCACUGUAAAUUCAGUUAUUCCUGUGUAUGUGAAAGCAAACCCUGGUCGACAUUUGUUAACAGCAGAGUUGAUUACAAAAGUGUAUGUCCUGCAGGGCAAGAAACCAACACAAGAAACCGUUUCAGAGUGCUGACAAAUCAUUUUCCAGAUAGUCCUGGUCCUUUUUUAAAAGAUUUUUGACAACAAAAGCAGUUUUCUUGGUCAGAAAUAACCAAACAUGAAGGGUUUUGAUAUUAAACCUACCCUCUGAUAUGAAAGCGAGCCACAGCCCUGUUAUAUGACAGAAAUUGUGCCUCCUGGCCUUGUUACCAGCUCCACAGGGGGAUGCUGAUCAUAGAGACAUUUCGUCAUACAGUAUUAUGAAAUACACACGUUGCCAUGUGAGUGAUUCUAAACUCCUGCACAUCCACAGAUUUUUUUAAAAUGUAGAGUUGACCAUAACGCUGUACUGUCAACUUAAUAGCAGCCUGCUCGAGUCCUUUAACAACCACCAGAGUGUGUUUCAUAGACAACACACCUCUGUGCCUUCAUUUCCCUCUGCUUGGCUGCAGUCACACUGUUGGGAGCUGGCAUGGUUAUCAUAUAGCACAGAUGGUAACUGCCGAUGUGUAGUUAGUUUACGAGUAGUUUAUGAUGCCCCAGAAAUCUUAAUAUUUAGAAUACGCAAAUGAGGUGAAAGGAGUUAGAGGCAGAGGCGAACUGUAGGAAACGUAAGCAGUUGGAAGUAUUCCAGAUGAAACAACAUCUGGAUCCAGUGACACUCACAGCCUAUAAUCCCAGUGCAUUACACGCUGCACUCUGCCACCAGAAAGAACACACAGCUGUCUGAUUUCAAGAUAAUACACAGAUCCCAUGUUUUAGGGGUCAUCUGAUUUAGACAGUGUUAAACACAUGAACCAUAUUGAACCUCACGAGCCUGAAGGGAGUGACGGAUGAAAGAAGCACAGAAAAACACGAGAUCUCAAAGAGCGGUUAAACCAGCAUCAACCUUCAUUGUGUUCUCCUGCAAUAAAUAACCCGUAGACACCUUUUACCUUCCAAGCAGUCGCCAUCACUCGGCACUCGAGGCUUGACCAUUUCUCUCGCACAGAAAUACUGGGUGUGCAAACAUUUCAAAACUUUAUUUUUCAUAAGGUUUAACCUGACAUUUUAAGCUACUUUUAGGUUAAUUCCCCUUUAAGAUACUAGAAAGCUCAGGUGAAUCUGGGACCUGUUAUUUUGCCUUCUGCUAUCCAACUAACUGACAUGCUAACCAGACCACUGAAAUGUAUUAUGGCACAAGUCACCCUUUGUUGCUCUGAUAUAUGUUGUUGCUGGCUGCUACCUGUAAUGUGAAAUUGCAACAGAUGUUUAUAGAUAUUAUUCCCUAUUUAAGUCAUCUAUCUAAAUAUAGUAGAUAUGUUUAUGCAUAUUGU